Rodentolepis nana is the source of this 357-nucleotide messenger RNA. The record is from the annotation of a GenBank genome assembly. Lineage: Eukaryota; Metazoa; Platyhelminthes; Cestoda; Cyclophyllidea; Hymenolepididae.
AUGAAUCGUGUCACCGGUGAGACAGACUCACCUAAAUCCGCCUUUCUCGAUUGGCACAGCUUCUGUAUCUCAGUGUUGAGGUUAGAGCCCCCUCUUUUUCCACUUUUUUUGAAGGGAUUUGUGAAUGGAGCCCCAUUUGCCAUUGCUUGUGAGGCUGAGGAUUGUCUCUGCAAAUUGGUAGUGAAGAAGACGGUUCAAGCGAAGAUCGAUCGCUUGGAGAAUGUGGUGCGUUUCACUGAGAACAAACUGGCCACUGAUAUUCUCAAUGAUUGGUCGCACAAUGUUUCUUCUCUCAUGUCUCUAAUCAACGAGGCAACUCAUCUCAUCAACAAAGAGCGUAUGGUUCAUGCGGUGUGA